AAUGAGGCUGUACGACACCGCUGCAAGGAUUUGUGGGUUUACAUGGCUGCGCCCUGUGAAGCCAUGUUGAUUUAUAUCCUACUGACUUUAUUCUGAAUAAUAUGAAUUUGUGAAAUGACGUACAUGAGCACAUAAACAUGUGGGAUCAAGUUCGUAAACUACAAAAGAACAAAACCGUGAAAUAUGGGAUCCCGAUGCUGCUUCUGAUCGUGGGAGGGUCGUUUGGAUUGAGAGAAUUCACUCAGAUUAGGUAUGAUGUGCAGAAGAUCAAAAAGAAGCUGGACCCGACACUGGAAGCUCGGGUGAACACUCAAAAACAGUCUGUCAUCCUCGAGGAAGAGUAUGAGAAAUUGAAAGAAAAGGACUUGGGUGGAUGGCAGAACAUCCGUGGCCCUCGUCCCUGGGAGGAUUCCAGGGAGACCCAGGACCAGCAGCGAUCGCGGCUCAAUAAAGGCACAUAGAACUGAAAGUUUAAACUUCACCUUUUGGCCCUAAGAUGUAAGACACUUCAAACCAGUGCAGUCUAUACCUUGGUUGUCACUGCUUACUAGAUCAGCACUAUUAUGUUAUUGUAUACCUAGACCAGAAACUACCGAUUUGGAUUUAUUGUUGGAAAGAUACUUUUCUAAUACACUUUUGUGGCUGGAUAUGUGUAUAGUACGUACUCUGUACAGUGUCUUAUUUAUGGUGUCAGGCAGACUGUAACUAACUCUUAUGCCUUGUGUGUUACCUUGUCAGUUCACAAGCACAGUAAUACAUAACUCAAGACCCA
Messenger RNA from Pimephales promelas (fathead minnow), 772 nucleotides. It is a transcript of the gene cox16, whose product is annotated as cytochrome c oxidase assembly factor COX16. Lineage: Eukaryota; Metazoa; Chordata; Actinopteri; Cypriniformes; Leuciscidae. Gene Ontology annotation, cellular component: mitochondrial inner membrane. The record is from RefSeq and is a predicted model, not a curated record. Gene Ontology annotation, biological process: mitochondrial respiratory chain complex IV assembly.